Molecule: messenger RNA, 2055 nt
Organism: Cotesia glomerata
Lineage: Eukaryota; Metazoa; Arthropoda; Insecta; Hymenoptera; Braconidae
Exons: 1
Coding region: 1-2055 (684 amino acids)
Source: RefSeq, a predicted model, not a curated record
AUGAGUGCUCUCAUCCAGAUGCGUGACUCAGCAGGUAAAUUCAUACAAGCUCGCGCUUUACUUGAUACCUGUGCAACAGCUAAUUUUAUUACUGAAAAUUUGACUAAUAAAUUAAAACUUCCUAUGCAAAAUUGUUCUAUUCCAAUCGGGGCUGUUAAUGGAAUGCAAACCCUUUCAAAACAUGUCGUACAAAUAAAUUGUAAAUCUUUAAACGAUAAAUUUCAAAGAACAUUGUCAUUUUUAACCGUUGAUGAAAUUGCAGAAUUAAGUCCGAAUGAAAUGUUUCCACGUAAUAAAAUAUGCAUACCUAAAAACAUAAUACUCGCUGAUCCACAAUUUCACAUACCAAGACCUGUAGAUGUCCUUAUCGGUUCAGGUACCACACUUUCUCUUCUAUCUGUCGGACAGAUUAAUCGCUCACAAAAUGAUUGUGAUUUAAUACUACAAAAAACACAACUGGGCUGGGUCGUAGCGGGGGGAGUCAAUAAUGAUAAAGAUGUAUUUCCUGUAACUUGUCAAUUAACUGAUCUAUCGAGUCAAUUAACCAAAUUUUGGAAUAUUGAAGACCUAGGUUCUAAUGAUUCUCGAUCCUUUGAUGAUUCUACGUGUGAGACCUAUUAUCAAAAUAACACUACUCGCGAUACUGACGGUAGAUAUGUAGUAAAAUUACCCUUUCGCGUAGACGAUGUCGAUUUCGGAAAUUCUAAACAACUAGCUUAUAAAAGAUUUCUAUCCUUACAGAGGAGACUAAAUUCAGAUUCCUCAUUAAAGGCUGAAUACAUUAAAGUCAUGAACGAAUAUAUCGAUCUUGGCCACAUGGUACACGUACCGGAUGAUAGUGGACCUGGGUAUUAUAUGCCCCAUCAUCCGAUAAUUAAAACAUCUAGUACUACCACCAAGGUACGCGUUGUAUUUGAUGCUUCAGCUAAAACCGAUAAAGGUAUCUCAUUGAAUGAAGUUCUACUAACUGGACCUACUAUACAAGACAAUCUCUUCACUAUUAUUUUGCGUUUCCGCACCUUUGUUUAUGCUAUGACUUCUGACAUCGCUCAAAUGUAUCGGCAAAUCUGUAUUCAUCCGGAUCAUCACAAAUUUCAACGAAUUCUUUACUAUCAUAAUAACAAUAUUAGCACUUUUGAACUUAAACGAGUUACGUUCGGGGUUUCUGCAGCCCCAUUUUUAGCUAUACGCACCGUAAACCAACUUGCUGAUGACGAAUCUCAUAAUUUUCCUGUAGCUUCAAAAAUAUUAAAACGAGAUCUUUAUGUCGAUAAUCUACUAACUGGAUCUAAUUCUUUGACCGAAAUUUUAAAAUUGCGUGAUGAAAUCAUUCAACUGGUGCGAAAAGGUGGAUUUGAACUCAGACAAUGGGCUUCAAAUCAUCGACAUGCACUGGAUAAUUUCGAUCAAAGAACUUUAGAUUUAGAUUGUGCUAUCAAUGAUGAUCCAAUUUCUAAAACUUUAGGCAUUGCAUGGAAUUCUCUAACGGACGAAUUUAUUUACACAGUCAAACCAAUUGACUCGUCGCGAAAAAUAACUAAGCGAACCAUCUUAUCUGAUAUUGCAAAAAUUUUCGACCCUAUCGGAAUUCUGGGUCCUAUAGUAUUAGCGGCAAAAACUAUCAUUCAAGAAUGUUGGAAAUUAAAGGUCCACUGGGACGAAGCGGUCCCACAAGAGCUACAUUUACACUGGUGUAAAUUUGCUGAACAAUUACCUCUGAUUAAAGAUUUUUCUAUUGAGCGCAAUAUUUUACUUCCCAAUCCGACUGACAUACAAUUGCACGGAUUUUGUGACGCUAGUAAAGUGGGCUAUGGUGCUUGUAUUUAUAUAAGAUCAGUAAAUGAACGCGGAAACAUACUCACAAAAUUAGUUUGUUCUAAAUCUCGAGUUGCUCCCAUCAAAGAUGUUACAAUUCCAAAAUUAGAAUUAUGCGGAGCAUUAUUACUUGCUAAAUUAUAUAAAGACACAAUUCCCUCCUUUGACUUUGAUAUUUCUAAAGUUACGUUUUGGUCUGAUUCAACUAUUGUACUUCAAUGGCUCAAACGGUCUCCCUAA